AUGGGACACAAGGGACACAGGAGUGACAAGGGACACAAGUCGACAUAAGGGACACAGGGGACACAAAGGGAGACAGGGACAUAAUUGAAGACCAGGGAGACAGAGGACGCAGGGGACACACGGGGACACGUGAGACAAAGGGGACACAACGGACACAGGGGACACAAUAGACAAAAGGGACACAGGGAACCCAAGGAGAUACAGGAGUCACAAGUUACACAGGGGACACAAGGGACACAGCAGACACAAAGGACAUAGGAGACACAGGGGCACAAGGGACACAGAGGUCACAGGGACACAAAGGAGACAAGAGACACAGGGGACACAGGGUAACACAAUGGAGGCAGGGGACUUAGGGAACACAAGGGAGACAGGGGAGACAGGAGACACAAUCAACUCAAGGGGACACAUGGGACACAAGGGGACACCGGGUAUGCAAGGGUCACAAGGGACACAGGGGAGUUAUGGGACACGGGAGACUUAUGAGACACAGAAGACACAAGGGACGCAGCCAACACAGGCGACACAGGGGACACAACGGACACAAGGGACACAGGGAACACAGGGGACACACGGGUGGCAAUAAACAUAAGUUGACCCAAGGCACACACGGGACACAGAAGACACAAGGGUCACAGGGGACACAAGUAACAAAGGUGACCCAGGGGACACAGGGAACUCAAAGGGACACAGGGGACACAAGGGACACAACGGACACGGGGGACACAAAGGUACAAAAGGGACACAAGGGCACACAGGGAACGCAAAGGGAUGUAGGGGACACAAACGUACACCGGGGACACAAGAAUACAAGCGGAACACAAGGGGACAUAGGGAACUCAAGGGAUACAUGGGACACAAAGGGACACAGAGGACACAAAGGGACAAAGGUGGACACAAGGGGACACAGGGAAGACAAGAGACACAGGGCAGAGAAAGGGACACAGAGGACACAGGGGACACAAAGGGACACAGGGGACACAAGGGGACACAAGGG
Molecule: messenger RNA, 997 nt
Organism: Porites lobata
Lineage: Eukaryota; Metazoa; Cnidaria; Anthozoa; Scleractinia; Poritidae
Source: the annotation of a GenBank genome assembly